AUGGCCGCCACGAUCUUGUCCCCGUCCUCAUCCUCCCCUCGCGGUGACGACGACCGCCACAUCCCCACCGCCCUAGCCCUCCCCGCCGUGACCGCCGUCGUCGCCAUCGCCGUCUGUCGCCUCCCUCCCCAAUGUUGGUCGCCCAACGAGACGAAGACCCUUAUUGACGCCUAUAGGGACAACUGGUGCUCCCUCCCGCGCAACAACCUCCGCUGCGCUGCCCCGGCACGCCCCCGAAGACCGCCGUCCAGUGCCACAAGAUGGAGAAGCUCCGCAAGCGGUACCGCCGCGAGCGGCGGCGUCCGCCUGUAUGCCUCGUCGUGGGCCCACUUCCAGGGGAUGGACUACAUGGAGAAGGGAUUCGGCGGCGAUCCGUUCGCAUCCUCAGAUGGCGAGGUUUUCAGAGAUGGGCUUUUGGGAAGGAAUGAAAUUGGGAAAAGGGCCGGCGAGAGCGUGAAGAGAAAGAAAAUGAAUGGUGGUAGUGGCAGUGAGGUGGCGGCGACAAUUAAAAAACAAAGUAGCUGA
This is a messenger RNA of Striga asiatica, 525 nucleotides long. The record is from the annotation of a GenBank genome assembly. Lineage: Eukaryota; Viridiplantae; Streptophyta; Magnoliopsida; Lamiales; Orobanchaceae.